Molecule: messenger RNA, 2139 nt
Organism: Phytophthora nicotianae INRA-310
Lineage: Eukaryota; Oomycota; Peronosporomycetes; Peronosporales; Peronosporaceae
Exons: 1
Coding region: 305-1759 (484 amino acids)
Biological process (GO): transmembrane transport; amino acid transport
Cellular component (GO): membrane
Molecular function (GO): amino acid transmembrane transporter activity
Source: RefSeq, a predicted model, not a curated record
CGGACUGUCAAUCCCGAAUUGUCGUGUGUGCUGCCCAAUCUGCGCAGGAUCCAGACCUUGGACUCGCGUUGCACUGGUUGCCCUUGGAACCGCGUACGCUCGCACAUUGCGCUUUUUGCGCUCUCGAGAACACUCCAGCUGUGCAAUGCCCUGCCGCUGUGCCGGGUCUGCGAUCUCUUCAUCGCAGACCUAGAAGUCUUGGCCCGAUUCUCGAAAAUGGCAUCACUCUCGAUCGCUCACUUUGCAAUUUACAGCGAACUACUUCCAACAGCCCUGACCACCGCGUUCCAAGUAGUUGUUCCAGAUGAAUCGCAUCUCGAGCUUGAGUAUCAACGGCCCCGCUAUCGAAGGCGAGAACUCCAAUCGCUACGCCAAGGUGCCGCAUCUGUGGGCGUUGGGUGUGGGCACAGUUAUCAGCGGUAAUUUCUACGGUUGGCAGUCGUCGCUGGUCGCUGGCUUCGAUGGUCUUCUCAUCCUGCUCUCCAUCGUGACGGUUCAGUACGUGCUGCUGUCGUUCUCCAUUGCUGAGCUGUCGGCUACGGUGCCUCACGGCGGCGGUCCGUACGUGUUCGCGCUGCACGGUAUUGGCAAGACGGCAGCGUUUUUCGCUGGUAUAGCCGAAUGCCUCAAAGUUGUAGUGACUACAGCCGUUGCAGCUACGGGUAUCGCCUCCUACUUUGCCGAGCUCAUUGGUGUUGGCGAGGACUACGGUCCAAUCUGGUGGAUCGCCUGCUACAUUAUCUUCGUAACGCUCAACAUCGUCGGUGUCGAGAUGACGUUCCGUGUCCAGGUAUUCGUGACGGUUGUCUCGGUGAUCCUGCUGUCCGUGUUCUACAUCGGAGCUGCCACCGUGAUCGACUAUCAAAAGUGGGUAGUCGACCGCGACUGGAACUACAACGGCUGGGAUGGUAUUCUUGAAGGUGCAUCCUUCACGCUAUGGUUCUAUCUUGGUAUUGAAGAGCUUCCCCUGGCUAUCGACGAGACUAUCGAACCCACCAAAAACAUGCCUCGUGGCCUCAUCGCGUCCAUCAUUUCGCUCAUUGUGAUCUCAUUCUGCACCGUCAUCUUCAGCUCCAUGAUCAGCCCCGGUGCUGACGAGAUGUACGUCAACGCUUCACCACUGCUCACCGGAUACCAGACCAUUUUCGGUGACAACAGCACUACGUCCGGUUGCUCGUGGCUUCUCCUCAUUGGUUUGAUAUCGAGUUUUCACUCGUUCGUCUUCUGUAUGGGUAAGCUGCUGUAUGCUAUCGCCUGCGAUGGAUACCUGCCGCAGAUGCUGACGAAGCUGCACCCAACGCGUGGAACGACUCAUGUUGCUCUCAUUACGGGAAGUAUCAUUGCUCUGGUACUGGCGAUUAUUCUACACUACGCUAUCGGUGACGCGCGCCUUGGAUCGGUGAUGAUCAACCUCUCUCUUAUCGGAGCCAUUGUGUCGUAUAUGUUCCAGCUUACGGCCUUCAUCAUGCUGCGUAUUCGGGAACCAGAGCGCCCACGUCCAUACAAGAGCCCGUUCGGCAUCCCCGGUGCCGUGAUUUGCAUCAUCCUCAGCAUCUUCUCGCUCGUGUCGAUCAUCUACAGCGGCACUUCCAGUUACGUGUUCCUGGCCUCUGUGCUUGUUGCCAUCGGAUACUUUGCCCUGGGUGCCGUAUACUUCAUGUACCGCGUGAAGCCACGCCUGGAGGUGGGCAACGGCCCAGUUUCGGCUAAGGAGUUUCGGGAAAAUCUCAUGAGCUCGCGUGUAUCCAACAAGGUGUAAGGCGCGCAUCAGGGCCUGACAUACGUGCCGCAAGGGCACGUAUAAAGUUAAACGUUUGUAGAGCGAAUUGAUCUCUUUAGUACAUGCACCCUGUCGAUUUUUUCAUGCUCAACAGUAUUCCAGACCCAGCAGUGUACAGACCCCGCUCAAUAUGAUGCUGGAGCAACUUGUUUGAAGUGUUUUUGGCUUAUGCCUGAAGCUCACUCACCGGUGAUACCCUCCAAACGCCCACACAUGUACUACGAGCGCUCGAAGGGCAUUAACUAUGAGUAAUUAGCUAGCUCAACCCUCAGCGAUUGCCAUGAGAACAGACUCCAACUUGCCUAGAUUUCUCCAUAAUCUUGAAGACAUCCACCCCAAAAGGAUUAGCUCGUUGCGGU